GUUCAAAACUUCGCCAAACGCUAUCAAGUAGUUUGGGUUUUGUUUACCGCUCUGUCAUCAUGCCUGCUGAAAACCUACGAUGGGCAACUUUAGAGGCCUUAAAAAAUUCACCAAAGGCAAAAAUCUCAUUCGACCCGUACUGGUCAGAAAGGGGCGAGCAUAUUUUGACUGGUUGUAAAGAGACCUUCAGCUUGUCCUCGCAUUCUGGGAUCAUAUUGGAGCGUCUCGGCUCCUUGCCCCUGCAGACCUCCAGCUUUCUGGGCUCCAUCUCCGGAAACUCCAGCCCUGAGGAGAUCUCGGCCUCAGUUUCAUCCACAGGAUCCAUCCCUGACCUCAACGCUAAGCAAGCCGCACUUUCUACAGCCCCGCCUUUAAGGACCGAGAGUGACCAGGCUGUUAGUGAUAACACGAAGGAUGAAGAUCCAGAGGCAGGUGUCAGCGAAGUUUCCAGUCCUGCAUCACUACCUACCAUCUCCCUGCUGUCACCCAAAGCCAUGGAGACGGCUGGUCUCAUUAUCAAAUUUGAGGAUGAGCAGCGUGAAAAGGCCAAGGUGGCGCUCAAACUGCGGCUGGAAAUGCAGGAGAAGCUGGUGGCGGCGGUGGCAAACUCCGAGUCGGAGCAGCUGAAACGUUUCGAGGAGUUCAUGGAGCUGAAGCAGAGGCAGGAGUACCAGAGCAUGAGGGACAUGAUGGACAGAGAAACUAAAGAGAGCAUCGGGCGUCAAGAGAAACUGAAGGAAGAGCAGCGACACAGAAUGAAGAUCCUCAAUCUGCGGCUGAGAGAGGCGGAGCAGCAGCGCCUGCGGGAGGCAGAGCUCGAGCGGCAGCGACAGGCAGAGGGCAGGGAGAGACUGCGUAACCUUAACACCAUCCAGGAGGAAAUCCUGCAGCUCAACCAGCUGCUGGAGCCAUCCAGCAAAACUGAUCUCCCGUCGGCCAGCCUCAGCUCCUACAGCAUGCGCGGAAACCAGCUGUGCUCCCAGGUGUCCGAGGUGGUGCGAAAGACAGCAGAGGGAGAGUUUCCUAGCAUGGAGGACAUGACCGUGGCGGAGCGAGCACUCCACGAAAUGAGGGCGCUGAUCAGGCUGAUGCAGGAGGAGGUCGCCAAAGCUCAAGAGAAGAAGAAGAAGGAUCAGGAGGAGGAAGAGCAGCGCCGGAAGCAGGUGGAGCUGCAGGUGCAACAGGAAGCGCAGAAGAAGGCAGCGCAGUCGGCCAAAGAGAAGGUGAAGGAGAGGAAAGGGCUGCAGAACAGUGCUGAAGACAGCACACUGAAAUGGUACAAGGAGCUGCAGGAGUCGGCUGCUCGGUGUGCUCAGUCCUUUGAACAACUCAACUCUCCAAAAGACACCCAGACCAAGAAGCUGAAGCUGGAGCUCCAGAAAGCAGCUAGCAUCCCCGUCAGUCAAAUCUCCAGCAACUCGGGAUCGCAGCUCCAAGAAAUCUUUGACAAGAUCGACAAGCUGCUGUCGGGGCGGGCGGUGAUGUCUGGGGGGAAAUCUGUCUCCACCUCUCAGCAUCCACAGGGUCUGAACUUUGUCAGCUACAAAUUGGCUGAGAAGUUUGUGAAACAAGGAGAGGAGGAGGUGGCGUCUCACCACGAAGCCGCAUUCCCCAUUGCCGUGGUGGCCUCUGGUGUCUGGGAGCUGCACCCACAAGUGGGAGGGUUCAUCCUCGCCCACCUGCACAAGAAAUGUCCGUACUCGGUCCCACAUUACCCUCCGAUGAAGGAAGGAAUGCCUGUGGAGGAAUAUCAGAGGAUUCUUGGUUACCGUGUGGACGACUCUGGGGUUGAAGGUCAGGACAGUUUCCUGAAGAGGAUGUCUGGGAUGAUCCGGCUCUACGCCGCCAUUAUCCAGCUGAGGUGGCCCUACGGCUCCAAGCAGGGGUGUGCUCCUCACGGUCUGAACCACGGCUGGCGUUGGUUGGCUCAGAUGCUCAACAUGGAGCCUCUGGCAGACAUCACGGCAACCCUCCUGUUUGACUUUCUUGAGGUUUGUGGUAAUGCUUUGAUGAAGCAGUAUCAGGUCCAGUUCUGGAAACUCAUCCUGCUACUUAAAGAGGAAUACUUCCCAAGAAUUGAAGCGGUGACCACCACUGGACAGAUGGGCUCAGUCAUCAGACUCAAACAGUUUCUAGAGACGUCGCUGCAGAGCCGACAGAUCAGUCCGCCCAAAGGCCAGCUGAGCUCCAUGUUCUGGAGGUCGUGAUGGAGGAGGGGCCAUGUUGGAUGUUGCUGCAUGAUGCCGAUUAGGCAUGGAAGGAGACUUUCUCUACAACUUCAGUUAGUAGCAGGAAACUGCAGAUAGAUGGCCGCCACUUCUGCAGCUGCUGUAGCUCAUGGACUUUGGUGUCAGUUUCAUUUACUGAAGAGAACUGACCAGAAGGAAUUUGAUGACGAUGACACAAUGAAGACCACUACAUUUUCUGAAUCUCAUUAUGUUCCAAAGUAAAAAUGAAUCCAACAGUUUUGAACGGCUAACGGCAAGAUAUUUAUCUUCGGGUUCUUCAAAACAAUGAAGGGAGCACUUCUUGCCAACUUAGCCGUCCUCCAACAGCUGUUCGAAUGGUUUUCUGGGUGUCACCGUUGAAACGUGUCUCUGUGCACUGGUGGUUUUCUGCUUCUUUCAGCUUUUAGAAUAUAGUUCUUAAAUGAAGACAAGAAAUAAUUAUGCGUUGUGUUGAGAUGUAAGCGUCUCCUUUAACGUUUCUUGUGAAGUGCCUCAGUUUGAAUCCUUAAUGUAAAAGAUGUGUUCAAGCUCAUAAUGUGAAGCUGUUUAUAUCGGGGGGGGGGGCUAUUUUAUUUAACUCCAUUUGGUCACUACAGGAUCUCAACAAGUCUUGAAGCAAAAUGGGGUUAAAUGAUUUUAACUUUUGCUAUUUAUAUUUUUAUUAAUCCACCAUGUGGAACAGCUUUGUGUAAACUGUUAACCAAUGUGAAUGAAGUUAUCCCAAGACUAGAAAUAUAUAUGUAGAGGGAUUUAACUGCAAAUGUGUUCAAAACGUGCAUUAGUCACACAACACAAAUUAUUUGAUACAGAAAUCUAAAGAUGACCUUAAAGGGAAACUCUGUGUGCUUGUUUUGAAGGCGCAGAGGUGUGUUCUGAACAUAAUGUAGACCGGUGUGUAACAAGAAAGAUUGUAAUCAUCAUCUAUGAACCAAAUGGCUGAAAUAAAACCUCAUCAGCAGUUUA
Messenger RNA from Micropterus salmoides (largemouth bass), 3191 nucleotides. RefSeq names its product GLE1 RNA export mediator (gene gle1). The coding region runs from base 60 to 2207 and encodes 715 amino acids. NCBI's taxonomy places the organism in Eukaryota, Metazoa, Chordata, Actinopteri, Centrarchiformes, Centrarchidae. Gene Ontology annotation, molecular function: phospholipid binding; inositol hexakisphosphate binding; translation initiation factor binding. The transcript has 15 exons. Gene Ontology annotation, biological process: regulation of translational initiation; poly(A)+ mRNA export from nucleus; regulation of translational termination. The record is from RefSeq and is a predicted model, not a curated record. Gene Ontology annotation, cellular component: nuclear pore cytoplasmic filaments; nuclear pore; cytoplasm.